Messenger RNA from Annulohypoxylon truncatum, 4027 nucleotides. RefSeq lists its product as uncharacterized. Bases 170 to 3700 code for a protein of 1176 amino acids. The record is from RefSeq and is a predicted model, not a curated record. The transcript is spliced from 3 exons. Lineage: Eukaryota; Fungi; Ascomycota; Sordariomycetes; Xylariales; Hypoxylaceae.
GAACAGAGGACGACUAACUGCAUGAUUUCUGCAAAUAGCACGUGACUCUUUUAUAAGCUUAUAAGGCAUCCAGCGGGAAGCUUAAGGCUGUAUUCGAGAUGUCCAAAUGUCAUUUCAAAAGACAAUCUAGUGCCACAUAUAUAGCUGACAUGCUGCUACCAUUAGCGACAUGGACCCAUUCACGGCGAUUGGGCUCGCAGGCAACAUCAUUAGUUUCUUGGAUUUCGGGUACAAGCUGAUUUCCAUAGCCAAGGGCAUUCACGCGUCGGCCUCCGGUUCAAGCGCGUAUAAUGACAACUUGUCUCAUUCGACGCAACAACUUCAGCAACUUGUCAACAACUUGAAGGUGGCUAACCCGCUUGGCUCUUUCUCGGAACAAGAACGGUCUCUUCUUCGAGUUGCUAGUGACUGCGAGAGUGUGUCGGUAGAACUAGCAAAUUUACUCGAUAAAUUAAAGGCUCCGAACUCAAAGUCUAUGCGAGGCGCCUUUCGGGCUGCAAUACGAAACUGGCGCAAGAAAGAUGAGAAGGCCGAGUUGGAGCUACAAUUAGAUAGUUGUAGACAGCAGCUGAGCCUAGAGCUUGUGAGCUUAUCCAGAUCCGAGUCAUUGGAACGACUUAACAAACUUCUCGCCCACGGCCAAGCUAAUGAAUUCGAGUUGCGGUCACUCAUCAAAAAUGUGGAAUCCCUACGCUUGGGCAUCAACGUUUCCUGUCUCGGUUCCGAAGCCUUGGAUCAAAUCCGAUCAUUACUUCGGUUGACUGACGAUGCCAUUCUAGAUGUUCGUCAGACUCGUAUUCUGGAUGCUUUGCGAUUUGAACAUAUGAACGAAAGAUUGGAAGACAUUGAAGAGGCUCAUCGAAAGACCUUCUCUUGGAUUUUCGCAGGCGAAGCAGAUACGGCCGGCGAGUAUAUAAUGCCCGAUGGUGUAUCUAUGCGUCCUCCCGAAAAUGACUUAAGUGACAGCUCGAGCUUUGAGCGGGGAUUAUAUGAUCUACCAUUAAGCGAAUGUGAUAGUGAUUCACUUAUGUCAGACGGCGGAUCCGCCCACUCGGAGAUUACUCGACAACAACGACGACGGCGGCAGCGGGAAACAUCGUCGGCCUUCUCGGACAUAGGUGUACCUAAUUCUGCAAGAGAAAAUCUAAGUGAAGCUCGGGAUAGCUUCAUUGGCUGGCUUCAACGAGAUUCCGGCAUUUUUUAUAUCUCAGGUAAGCCGGGGUCAGGCAAAUCGACUUUGAUGAAAUAUAUUACACAGCAUCCUAGAACGAAAGACUACCUAAGUGCCUGGGCAGGCGAUAAAAAGCUCGUCUUAGGAGCUUUCUUCUUUUGGAAGCCCGGUUCCGCCCUUCAGAGGAGUAUAAAGGGGCUCAUUCGGGGGCUUCUAUACUGCCUCCUCUCAGAAUGUCACGAUCUAAUUCCUAUCGUAUUUCCUACGCAGUGGGAAUCAUCGGCUAAUAGGGAGAAUUUUCACAUUGAACAUCAUGAAUGCCAGCGAGCUUUUGAGAGACUUAUUACUGCAAGUAGACGUGGUGGAGAGCAUAAAAUUUCGCUCUUCGUAGACGGCCUGGACGAAUUCGAAGGGAAUCACGCGGCCUUGAUCCGGCAACUACUUGCGUGGUCAAACGAGAACUCGAACGUGAAGAUUUGCGUAUCUAGUCGGGAAUGGGCUAUAUUCAGAGAUAAUUUUGGGGAUUUUCCUAAGUUUCGACUACAUGAUCUCACAAGCUCCGACAUUCGACUAUUCGUUAGGGAUCGGUUUCGCGAGAUGCGUAUUAGUACUUUGCUAAAUAACGACAGCUCUUGGGUUGCCCCAGGUAUCUUCGGUAUUGAAGACUUUGAGAAAACAAUUGUGGAUGAAUCGGAUGGCGUGUUCUUAUGGGUAUCGAUUGUCCUUCGACACGUCGAGGACGGGUUGGCGAAUGGUGAUCAGCUGAAAGAUCUAGUAAGGCUGAUUAAGUCUCUUCCAACUGACCUCGAGCCUAGAGGUCCUCUACGAUAUGCCUCCUUACAACAGAUAUUGACCAUGACUACUAUCCUAGUGUUCCAACAACUCUUAGAAUCAAUACCCCACAAUAACCGAAGAUUAGCAUACAGCAUGCUCUCUCUGGCUCAUUUUUGUCAUCUGCACCUGCACAACACUCCCCUAAUGCAGUUUUCGUUCCUGGAAGAGUAUAUCGAAGACAGGAACUUCGCGUUAUAUUCGGGUGUCAGCCUAUUGACCACAAAGGAGAGAGAUGAACGCUUAGCAAGGUCCAAGAGACGAAUAUAUGGCCUAUGUAAGGGACUUCUUGAGCUACGCCCGAGCGACGCCCGGUGUAAACUUUCAAAGGUAUUUAGGAGUGUGGUUCGCCUCAUACAUCGAUCAAUCUCCGAGUUCUUGGAAAGCCAAGAUUUUAAGCAAAAGAUGGAUACGGAAUUACCAGACUUUGACCCUCUGGACGCCUAUUGCCAUACGUACCUCGGUCUAUUACAACGUGUUCGUCUCCCGGCCUCCUAUUAUGCAUCUAAAACAAGGCCUAAGUACCCGAUGCCUUACAAUUUCUACGAUGGACCAUAUUCAAACGAGGGGGUAUUCUAUAACCCUCUCUACCUAUCGCUUAGGCAUGAAUUGGAAACCAUGAUUCUAGGACAUAUUGUUUCUGGCCAACGAGCUUCCUCGCGCUUUCAUAAACUUCUAGAUGCCGCCCACAAAACACUCAGUAACUUGGAAAGGAAUUUUCCGAAUAACAGGUGUACGUUAGUGGUGCGCGAUUCGGAUUUGGCUGUCCAUUGUGAUCCUAAAGACCUUGUUGUGAUAGCUUGUGCGCAGAUGGGCUUCUACGAGUACCUCAUUCUAAAACAGAACAUUAGCUGCGAGCUGAUGUCUUGUUGCGCCUCUGUCGCCUUGCUCAGUUUCGGGUUCGUCAAUUAUCAUGGUCCUGAGAUGUGGAACACGACUUUGAAAUUUCUCGGGGUCCUUUUUGACCACGGAGCUUCCCCCGAUUCCAGCAUAAUCUCCGGCAGAGAAUCCGCGUUCCAUAUGAUGCUCCAGAACUGGUGUUAUUGCAGAAAACUGAACCUAGCAGCGGUCGCCUUCAUGCUGUACCACGGCAUAAAUCCAAGGUUUGCCUUAGUGAUGGGCAGGACGAAAUAUACCUAUUCGCACAAUAAUAAGUGCCCUGCUUUUUUCAAGGUAUAUUUUACUUCGGAGCAGUUCUCGCCAGACCCGGAACAUGGGAUGCAGACCAUGCGUAUACUAAGACGCCGCGAGAGACGCUACGUCAUCGAAGAGACUCCCACCAUUCUCCGCACCAUAAAAAAAUACGGCCAGGUCGUCGACUUAAGGACGCUCGUAUCCUUCUGGUUCCCAGACCAAAGCGCCGUCCUCCAAGAGGUCAUUGACUGGAUCCUGGCCCUCGGGUGUCCUGUCGAGGCGCGCCACCGCGCGGAGCUGCAGGACCGGUUCGGCCCCGCGCUCCGCCCGUUCUUCGACCUGAACCACCCGAACUUUGUGCAAUAUAGCCCCGAGGAUACGGGGCUCCAAUUGCUCACCCGGCCUAAUAGUUUGUUCGGGAGACACACGGUCUUCCUUUUUCCGAGGGCGAUAAUUUCAGGGCUUAGGCGUUGCGUGGAGGAGCCCGGGGCGACGGGUGACGAGAUUGGGAUGUCGUCGACUACACAUUUGGUGGGUAGUCUAACCGAACGUCGACUAAGAUGAAGCUUGGGAUACAGUGGCAGGGUUGGUUGGCGUAAUAGAAGGUACAUGGCAAUGGUGAGGUGAUGAAGAAGUAGUAUGGAGAAACAGCAGGGAGAAAUACUGCGUGAAAGGAAAAAAAAUAGGGAAUAACGAUAGGGAGCAAUGAGGAGCAAUGAGGAGUAUGCGCGUCUUUGGAUAUGUCACGACGUAAAAAACUACCAACACCCCCACCUUCAUUUGAACUCAAGCUUCGAGUCUAUGGAAUACGUCGUUCGUCAGUGAUUUCUUGCUCGUUAAGCAGCAUGUUACUUCCUUGCGGAAUAACGAGAUAGAGGAUUCAUCUAUUAC